Messenger RNA from Megalops cyprinoides (Indo-Pacific tarpon), 5038 nucleotides. RefSeq names its product solute carrier family 2, facilitated glucose transporter member 3-like. The transcript has 11 exons. The record is from RefSeq and is a predicted model, not a curated record. Gene Ontology annotation, cellular component: apical plasma membrane; basolateral plasma membrane. Bases 477 to 2009 code for a protein of 510 amino acids. Gene Ontology annotation, biological process: monosaccharide transmembrane transport; response to insulin. Gene Ontology annotation, molecular function: hexose transmembrane transporter activity. Lineage: Eukaryota; Metazoa; Chordata; Actinopteri; Elopiformes; Megalopidae.
UCAGGACCGCUCCAUCCUUGCAAACCAAUCAGGCACGCCUAAAAUAAGACCACGGAUUUGCUGCGCAUCUGGCCGUGACAGUACCACUAUCAAAAGCUGCGAUACAAAACUGAGUCACGGGAUAAAUGAGAAAAAAAGAUGCUUACGCGUAGGUGCUGCAUCUCAUUUUUGGAAGCGGAGAUAUAUCGAGGCAUUUCGUCAAAGACAACGUGCAGCUAAACUUUAUACAAUUAAAGAGAAUAACAGCUACAGAGGUACCAGCGACAGAGACACCACACUCUGAUACGUCCUGAGACACGUGGGACUUUUGAGGACACGAUUAAACAUUUUGUCGCAACCGGUGAAUUACGUUAUAUUUCUAUAGGGAUUCUGAGAGGUGUAUACAGACAGUUGUGCCUGAAACCUUAUUUAUUGCAAGGAGACAGACUGGAAACACUGUGCUCAACAGGAACCACAAUCUUAUCCAUACAAAGAAGAUGGAAAGGGAGAGGGUGACUGGUUAUCUCCUGUUCUCUGUGGCCACUGUGGUGAUUGGGUCGCUGCAGUUUGGGUACAAUACUGGGGUCAUCAAUGCGCCUGAGCAGAAAUUGCAGGCCUUCUUCAAUAAAACCUGGAUGGAGAGGUACAGGGAGCCCAUUAGCUCGGGGGUGUGCACCAUCAUAUGGAGUCUCUCUGUGGCCAUCUUCAGUGUGGGUGGCAUGGUAGGCUCCUUCAACGUCGGGAUCAUGGCUGACAAAUUCGGAAGGCGAAAGUCCAUGCUGUUAGUCAACGUCCUUGCCCUAAUCGGGGCAGCCUUGAUGGGUUUCUCAGCAUUGUGCUACUCCUUUGAGAUGGUGAUCGCAGGGCGUCUGGUCAUUGGGCUGUUCUGUGGCCUCUGCACAGGGCUAACCCCCAUGUACAUAGGAGAGGUGUCCCCCACUUCCCUCCGGGGGGCCUUCGGCACCCUGCACCAGCUUGGGGUGGUGGUGGGAAUCCUGGUGGCCCAGAUCUUUGGCUUGGAAGUACUGCUGGGCUCGGCGACUCUGUGGCCCCUGCUCCUGGCCCUGACCGCCAUUCCAGCUGUGAUCCAGUGCAUUUUGUUGCCCUUCUGUCCCGAGAGCCCACGCUACCUCCUCAUCAACCUGAACCAGGAGGAAGAGGCCCUGCGAGCCCUGGUGCGGCUGCGGGGCAGUGAGGAUGUGAGCACGGACAUGCAGGAAAUGAAGGAGGAGAGCAUUAAGAUGGCCAUGGAGAAGAAGGUGACCAUCCCCGAGCUGUUCCGCACCCCUGCCUACAGGCAGCCCAUCCUCAUCGCCAUCAUGCUGCAGCUCUCCCAGCAGCUCUCGGGGAUCAACGCAGUAUUCUAUUACUCCACAGGUAUUUUUGAGAGUGCUGGUGUAACCAAGCCCAUCUAUGCAACGAUUGGAGCCGGCAUAGUCAACACUAUAUUUACUGUGGUAUCUCUCUUCCUUGUGGAGAGGGCGGGGCGACGGACUCUACAUCUCCUUGGAUUGGCUGGAAUGGCAGUUAGUGCAGUGCUCAUGACCAUCGCCCUUCAGUUGAAGGGCCUCCCGUUCAUGAGCUACAUGAGCAUCGUGGCGGUGUUCGCCUUCGUGGCGCUGUUCGAGAUGGGUCCUGGCCCGAUCCCCUGGUUCAUCGUGGCAGAGCUUUUCUCUCAGGGGCCACGCCCGGCCGCCAUGGCUGUGGCUGGCUGCUCCAACUGGACCGCCAACUUCCUCGUGGGCAUCAGCUUCCCCAAACUGGUGGAGUGGUGUGGCCCCUACGUCUUCAUCAUCUUCACCAUCUUCCUCAUCCUCUUCUUCAUCUUCACCUUCUUCCGAGUUCCAGAGACCAAGGGACGGACCUUCGAUGACAUUGCCCGUGGUUUCAGUGGGCAGGCCUCCACCUCAGCGCAGGCGCCACCUACUGGAGAGGUGGUUACACUGCCUGCCUCACCCACAAAAGAGAAAGUUCCACCGGGAGACGUCAAAGAGGAGGACAAGUCUAAUGAAUCUAGUUCUAUUGCAUAGGACAGCUUGUAGAAUGUAGUAGGGGCCAUUGCUAUACAUCAAACAGCGGGGGAUAGAAUAGAUGCCUAAAAACCUAUACACAGAUCAAGCUUCUACAGUAGGAUAGACAUGGGUAAAUAAUAUUGGGAAUUGUUUAGAAUUGGGGGACAUACACACAUGAAGAAAAAAUGAUGUGGGUACAAGUUCAGGGAGACUGUAGGAUUCAAAUGCUGCCAGGUAGCAGCUUUAAUCAAAUAUACAAAGUUGUUGUUAACUGUCCAAUAAUGUCCUUGUCUUUAGUAACCAUGCUGUUUUCCCUAUUCUGACAAACACGUUCUAAAGCCAUGACUAUCAAAAAUCUGGAGGUCAGUAUUUGUGUGUGGUCAGUCAGUCACUUGGUGCACCAUUCCGCUUCACUAAAGGGAGCAUUGGCAAGCAUUAGUAUUGUUUUUGGAAAUUAAACUAUUACAUGAGCCCCUUAUGUCAUGAAUGGUUUGAAGCUAAGGUUUGGGGAAAACAGUGUUUCAGUUUGUGCUCAGAAUCUUUUAGCUGAGUAACAGCUUUGUUGUUAAGACUGAAAAACGAUUCAUUUAAGGCUGGCAGGUAUUCCUUUAGGGAAUCAAAAAGCUUAACAAGCUCUCACAAUGCCAAAUGCAUGCCUUGCUUUGUUUUUCUGCCAUGGUUUUUGAUAAUGGCAGACAAAGGAAUUAAUUGCUCAAUGGGUAGAAAUUCUCAGUCCUGACACAAACCCAGACCAAAGUUCGUACAGCUUAAGUUGAGUAUGUAAUAGUGACAUCACAAGUAGCUUAGUGAUCACGAAGGGUGACUGAUAAACUGUUGGGUACAUAUGGGCACCGUGUCUUCUUCAUUGUACAGUGAGCAACAUCCUGAUAUAAGGAUACAUGAGUAUAAUUGAUCAGGAAGAUGUCUGAUCAUGAAAAUUUGGCCUUAGGUGUUUUUUUUUGGCUGUUCCCUCCCCUGCUUCAUGAUUCUGUACGAUGGGGGUUUGCCAGUGGCAGGCCUGUGCCAUUUUCUGUUGUAGAAACACAGGGGGUGCGUUCAAUACCUGCAACAUUAACACUGUGCCAUUUGAGUUCACUCAAAACUGCAGCUUUUUACCACACUGCUUGGAGAUAGGUCUCUGUAGGUUUAUGUCAGAAUUGCAAAGGUGUCGAAGUGGCCAUCUCAGUGAUGGCUACUGGUGGCAAAAGUGGCAAAACUUUGCAAAACUUUCCAUAUGACUAUAUGCUAGUGCUUUACAAGUACAGGCAUUUCACUGUCUUGCACAACAGGAGUUUCAGCAUGGAGUACCUUCUGCAUAAUUUUUAUAUUUGCUUUUUUGGUAUGUGGGCUACUGUACAUGUGUAGUUUUACUACAAGCUUAAAUUGUUCCAAUAUUGGUUGUGUAGCUCACAUACAGUAUUUGUAUUAUUCUGUAUUAAUUGGCUCUGCUAUUUCUCAAAGCAGCGCAAUUAAGAAUUAAGCACAUUCUCUGCUUCUAGGAGGAUUUUUCAGCUGGACAUUCAAUUAAGCCCUGAAUUAGAUUUAUAAUGCCUCACAUAUCUAUUUUGUGUAUUGAAUGCAUCCCAGUUCAGAUGAUUUUGAUAUACCAGUACAGAAUCUUGGUCACUGCGAAAAAGGCCAUAACCAUGACAUUCCAGUUGGUGAAUGGUUUCUGUUAGUUUGUCUGUUAGUUUGCUGGAACGUUUCAGCACAUUUGCAGUUUGUGACCCACUUAAGGUUUUGUUGCUGCUUGUGUCUAAUUUUUAAUUUGUUUUUGCAUGUGUUAGCUGCAAGACACAGGCACACAUGCACAUUAUCUGUGCUUGCCAGCCAGAAAGAGAAUUAAUUAGAAGAUGUCUAGUUUUCAAAGAAUUUGAAAAGUUAACUCGUAAAAUAGUUUAUAUUAAACCAUUUUGCAUGUAACAAGAGUUCUCAAUUUAUGAGAUGUAUAAAGAUCAACUGUAACGUUGAAUUACUCACAUAGCAACAACAAUCACUUUCCGGUCUGUGAAUCAGCAAAUUACCAAUAUACUGAAUGACAUCAGCAUAAAAUUCAUAAAGCUGUAUUCACAGCUCUCAAAUGCCUCCUCACAGGUUUUCAUACUUGUGAACCAACAUAUCAAGUUAUAGAUAUUCAGUGGAGUGAGGGGCCAUUUUCUUUAAGAUUGAUCCUGGGUGGUCUCAGAAGGAAACAUAGCUACUACUACUGCUAUGAAGAGACAAAUGUUUUUCAAAAAAAAGCAAAAACAAGAAUUCAUCUUCAACAUUUUAAGACCCCCCCCCAAACACUUUCCUUAAAAAUGGAUAAGCAGCACACAUGUCUGCUGAGAAGUUCAAAUGGCAUUUGACCCAACACAAGUAUUCAUAAAUUUUGAUGUGGCUCAGAUUUAGAAUGUCAGGUUUAGAAUACAAAGGUAGUAAACAGAAGUGUUGUAUUUUACAGUACAGUUUUUGGAACAGAUUUGUUGAAAUAUAGGCUUGCUAAUCUUGCUAAUUACAAUCUUGCUGCCUGGCAUUUACUUGAAAAUGCUUUGGCAGCAAUGUAUAAUCUAGCUAAUGUGUUAAAGUUUAGAUUAGAAAAUCAGCAAGCCAAUUACCCACAUAGAUUGCUGGAAAACUAAGCUAAAGAGCAGCUUUAGUGAUUCAAUGGAAGGUAUAAUUGAAGCCCAAUAACUGUAUUUAUUUACGAGACCACUUACGUGCCAUAGUCAGUAGAUUUUACAGAGUACACAGAAUUAUAACUAGUGAAUUCACUGCAAUACUUGUGAUAUUGGCAGACUGGAAUGUUAAAAAAACAAAAUCAAUGGAUAGAAAUUAACACGCGUUAUAUUAUUUGUGUGAACUGGAAUAUUUUUUAUUGACUGAUUUUCGCUGGCACACUGCAAUUGCGUUACUUGUUGUCAAAUUGUGUUGAACUGGCAUUGGUUGAAUGAGUAAUGAGUGACAUUGGAUGUAAAAUGCCAAUAGCAGCUUCUGUCACAUUCUGGUGUUGAAUGUGUCAAGUGUAGUUUUGACACAUUCAACACCAGAAUGGCCUGUGAACUGUC